AUGGCAGAAGAUCAACAACAACACGUCCUCAAUCUCCUAGACAACACCAAAACCCAAUGGUACCACAUCAAGGCAGUCGUGAUUGCUGGCAUGGGUUUCUUCACCGAUGCCUACGAUCUUUUCUGCAUCUCCCUCAUCACCAAACUCCUCGGCCGCAUCUACUACCACGUCGACGGCUCCCCUAAACCCGGAAACCUCCCCCCUAACGUUGCUGCCGCGGUCAGUAGUGUUGCACUCUGCGGAACCCUAGCCGGUCAACUCUUCUUUGGUUGGCUCGGGGACAAGAUGGGCCGGAAGCGAGUCUACGGGAUCACCCUCUUGCUUAUGGUGGUAUGUUCCAUCGCUUCCGGCCUCUCGUUUGGGAGCUCGCCCCGAACCGUUAUGGCCACCUUAUGCUUUUUUAGGUUUUGGCUAGGGUUUGGAAUUGGCGGCGACUACCCUCUGUCCGCCACCAUCAUGGCGGAGUAUUCGAAUAAAAAGACACGUGGCGCAUUUAUUGCGGCUGUUUUUGCCAUGCAAGGGUUCGGAAUUAUCUCUGGUGGUGUCGUAGCUAUGGCCGUAUCGGCCUUAUUUCGAUCUCUAUAUCAUGCUCCAUCAUACGCGGUGAACCCAGUGAGGUCCACCGUGCCUGAGGCGGACUACGUAUGGAGGAUUAUUCUCAUGGUUGGUGCGCUUCCGGCAGCUUUAACCUAUUAUUACAGGAUGAAGAUGCCGGAAACGCCCCGUUACACAGCCUUGGUGGCCAAGAACAGUCAAAAAGCUUGCGAAGACAUGUCAAAAGUAUUAAACAUGGAAAUACAUUUAGAGAAGAUUGAAAGGCAAAACAGUAGGAAAAGAAGUAGCAAUAGUUUCGGCCUUUUUUCGAAACAAUUUCUUCGCCGCCAUGGAUUGCACUUGUUGGGGACAACAACCACAUGGUUCUUGCUAGACAUUGCAUACUACAGCCAAAACUUAUCCCAAAAAGACAUAUUUAGCUCUGUGGGUUGGCUUCCACCAGCGCAAACCAUGUCUGCCCUCGAUGAGCUCUACACAAUAGCAAAAUCCCAAUUCUUCAUCGCAUUAUGCGGCACAGUCCCAGGAUACUGGUUCACCGUCGCCCUCAUCGAUCACAUUGGUCGAUUCACAAUCCAAUUACUCGGGUUUUUCUUCAUGACAGUUUUCAUGUUUGCACUGGCAAUUCCAUACCAUCAUUGGACUUUAAAGAAGAACAACAUAGGGUUUCUUGCUAUGUAUGCUCUCACUUUCUUCUUUGCCAAUUUCGGGCCUAAUAGCACUACUUUUAUUAUGCCCGCGGAGAUCUUUCCUGCUCGGUUUCGCUCUACUUGUCAUGGAAUUUCAGCGGCCGCUGGGAAAGCCGGCGCGAUUGUCGGGGCUUUCGGGUUUUUGUAUGCAUCACAGAGUCAAGAUAAAUCGAAGACUGACGCAGGGUACCCACCUGGGAUUGGGAUGAGAAAUGCUCUAAUGGUGCUUGGUGGGAUUAAUGUUCUUGGGUUUUUCUUUACUUUCUUGGUGCCGGAAUCGAAUGGAAAAUCGCUGGAAGAGAUCUCAAGGGAGAAUGACGGAGAAGGAGAUGAUGAUGAACAAUCUGUGCAGACUGAAAUUGUUUAG
Camellia sinensis is the source of this 1608-nucleotide messenger RNA. Its product is annotated as putative inorganic phosphate transporter 1-7. Gene Ontology annotation, biological process: transmembrane transport; phosphate ion transport. Gene Ontology annotation, molecular function: phosphate transmembrane transporter activity. The record is from RefSeq and is a predicted model, not a curated record. Gene Ontology annotation, cellular component: membrane. NCBI's taxonomy places the organism in Eukaryota, Viridiplantae, Streptophyta, Magnoliopsida, Ericales, Theaceae.